GACCGGCGCCGCGGGACGGAAGCGAGCGGGCGCGGGCGCCGCGCAGAUGGCCGGGGCGAGCGAGAUCUGAGGCUCUGCUCCCCGAAACGUGACCAUGUGGAUUCAACAGCUUUUAGGACUCAGUUCCAUGUUCAUCCGCUGGCCCGGCUGCUCUCUAGGAAGCCAUGCUUGGAUCCUUAUAGCCAUGUUUCAGCUCGCCCUGGAUCUGCCCGCGUGUGAGUCCCUGGGCCCGGGCCCCGAGUUCCGGCUGCUUCCCCGGCUGCCCCACCGGCCGCCCCGCGUGUGGAGUUUUAAGAGCGGACAGCCCGCCCGGGUCCCAGCGCCCGUGUGGAGCCCCCGGCCGCCCCGCUUGGAGCGUGGUCACAGUCACGGGCAGAUGCUGAGCCCCCGGGCCCGACGGGCGCACAGACCCAGGGACCAGGUGGCCACUCUGGGGCCCAAAGCGGGGCUGGCCAAGCCCCCAGCUGCUGCCAAAUCCAGCCCUUCUCUGGGCUCCUCCUCCUCCUCCUCCUCCUCUGCGGGGGGCAGUGGAGCUCCCACGGACCAGCAGGCCCUCCUGCGGCGGGGGAAGAGGCACCUGCAGGGGCCCGUUUUCAACAGCUUUGACUUCCGAGGCAGCAGGCCCACCACGGAGACGGAGUUCAUUGCCUGGGGGCCCACGGGGGAGGAGGAGGCCCCGGAAUCCAAUACAUUUCCAGGCGUUUAUGGCCCCACCAAGGUCUCCAUCUUCCAAACGCGGAAGACAGCUGUGGCCACUGCCACCGCCACCGCCACAGCCACCACGGCCACCUCCGUGACACUGCAGACUCAGGGGGUCACCGAGCCCCUGGACCCCAGGAGUGGGAAACCGGUUGGGGUAAGCACAACGGAGCCUUCCACGAGUCCCAGCAGAGACAGUGGCAAAGUCAGCAAGCCCCCGCGGGUUCUGGGGGAGACCUCAGGUUUGGCGGUCCAUCAGAUCAUCACCAUCACCGUCUCCCUCAUCAUGGUCAUAGCUGCUCUGAUUACAACUCUUGUCUUAAAAAACUGCUGCGCCCAGAGCGGGAACCCUCGUAGGAACAGCCACCAGCGGAAGACAAACCAUCAGGAGGAGAGCUGCCAGAACCUGACGGACUUCACGCCCGGCCGGGUGCCCAGCAGCCUGGACAUCUUCACGGCCUAUAACGAGACCCUCCAGUGUUCGCACGAGUGUGUCCGGGCGUCUGUGCCCGUGUACACUGAUGAGACGCUGCACCCGGCCGGGGAGUACAAAUCCACGUUUAACGGGAACCGACCCUCUUCUUCUGACCGGCAUCUUAUUCCUGUGGCCUUUGUGUCUGAGAAAUGGUUUGAAAUCUCCUGCUGACUGGCCGAAGGCUUUUUUAC
This is a messenger RNA of Balaenoptera acutorostrata (minke whale), 1365 nucleotides long. It is a transcript of the gene AJAP1, whose product is annotated as adherens junctions associated protein 1. Gene Ontology annotation, cellular component: cytoplasmic side of plasma membrane; plasma membrane; cell-cell contact zone. Bases 95 to 1345 code for a protein of 416 amino acids. The record is from RefSeq and is a predicted model, not a curated record. Gene Ontology annotation, molecular function: beta-catenin binding. The transcript has 5 exons. Lineage: Eukaryota; Metazoa; Chordata; Mammalia; Artiodactyla; Balaenopteridae.